UCAUAGUAUACUUAGUAGUGUUUUUUUAGUAAUUUGCAUGUGAAUUUUAUUACAGUGAUAAAUAUUGAGAGGCCUCAGAACCUGCUUGUUUACCCCUGAGUAAGACAUAAUUGCUUUAGACUAGAUUUCCAGGUUUUGUUUUACUGCUGAAAUGUUCAAGACGGUCACGAAUAUACCAUAAAUGGAGUGUUAUUGCUGAACGACAUGGAUGGGUACCAAUAGUGAUUCUGUAGCCUCAUUUCAAUGGCUGUGUUCUUUUGUUUCAAAUUAUUUCUUGCCUAGUUUAUUUGGAACAACUCAGCAGGGAUACCACGCAAAGACGAUAAAGAGAGUUGUAAACUGGCAUAUCAUAGCCAAGGUGAGCUUACUUGUUAGACGGCUUACAUUCUAAGAUCAUUGGCACCGUGCAUUUAGAAGCUUCAGUUUGAUGGAAAUAUUAAAUGUGAGUCGAAAAAUGGAGUCAGCAAGAAAGUAGAGUUCAGUUAAGACAUCUCUUACAAACUAUAGAAGCAGUUAUGGGCCCCCCCCCUCUCUCUCUCUCUCUCUCUCUGUGUGUGUGUGUGUGUGUGUGUGUGUGUGUGUGUGUGUGUGUGUGUUAGAAUACCCUUAAAACAUUAUCCAUCACUGGUGGGGUAUAGAAUGAGAAGGCGACUAUGGUGAAGUCUGGUGGUUCUUCAGCACGUUAUAUAUGGAAUUGCCAUGUAAUCCAGCGCUUCUAGCCUUCAGUAUACUCAGCACUGAGAACAGACAUUUCCGUGGCAGCAUCGGUCACAGUAGCCACAAGGUUCAAACACCCAAAGUACCCCUCAGCUAAUGCCUUCAGAAGUAUAUCCAUACAGUGUAACAUGUAGUAGCAAUAAAAAGCAUUGAGUCAAGCUACAGAACGAACCUUGAAAUUUAUACUAGCCCAAAGCAGGGAGACGGACGAGAACACAUACAGACCAGUAUGAUGUAUGCAAAGUAGGCAGAUCCAUGGGGGCUGGGGGCAGGCCUGAUGAGGAGCUUUCCUUUAUGAGUGAUAUAAGUCUUCAAUAACUAGAUAGUGAUAAUGGUUGCUCAUUAUGCAUAUUGUGCUAAUGAAUUUUACAUGUUUAAUGCAAUCUAAGUCAGUAAAGAGCUCGACACACAGCAGUGAGGACCUUAGUCUGGUCCUCAGCACCACGGUAAAAGACUGGGCAUGAUGUUGUAAUGCUUGGAUCCCAGCACUGGAGAUGUAUACAUAGGAGGAUUCUAGAGCUUGCUGGUCAAGACAGGCUGAUUGAUGGGUGGGCUCCAGGUCAUGGUGAAGCCCACUUCCCAGUGUGAGACCCUUGUCUCGACAACAGCAACAAAGCAAACAAAACAAACACAAGUGGACAUCUCCUAAGAAACACUGAGUUUGACUUCCACACACAUGUACACAUACAGACAAAUAUGAAAAAAUCUAUGGUAUUUGAUAUAAUUUUUGACAGAAUUCAAAAUUAGAUGAGCCUUUAAAAACAGCAAUGGUUAAGCAAAAAUCACUGGUUUAAGUACUUUGGGGGGGGGGCAGAAGUACAGUAGACAUAGAAGGAAAGUGGCAAACUGUGUGUGCAAGAUUGUUACUGUCUCUGUGUGGGCCCAACAAAAUAUGAUUGUGAGUCAUGGCACACCCAAGGCCUGUCUGGAUGACAGAAUAAAUUCAAGGCCAUUGUGGGGAGUUUGGUGAGACUGCCUUAAAAUAAAGAGAAAACAGGUGGCAGGGGACAUGAGUCAGUAGUAGAGCACUUGCCUAGAAUGCACAAGGCCCUAAGUUCAGUGCCCAGCAAGGCAUGCAAGAAUAAAAGAAAAGUCGAGUAAAGACUGGACAGUAAGGCUUACAUUCUUGUCCAUUUUAUUUUCAUUUUAGUACCACAGCUAAUUACAGUUUUAGUAGUGCAGAUUUUAAUAAUUUUAAAAUGUGUUUUCCUUUGUUCUUUUCUUCCUCACAGUUGAAUGUCCCCCAUUCUUGCCUAAGUUUACUGUGGCAGCUUCCUAGUGGUUUUCCUCUCCCUAAGUUACCCUUCCCUGUUCCCUUCAAUAUGUUACAAACACGGCAUCCUGCCUAAAAGCCUCCUGUGCUUUGGGGUAAAGUCUAAGUGAGAUUCUUAUAACACAGGGAAAUAUCCUUCACCAGGCCUGUAAUCCAAUCCCUCCCGAACGUCGCUCUUCCUAGAACACACUUCCUUUACUUAAGAGUGCCCUUCUGUGUUUAUUGAUCUGUCUGCCCAUCCUUUAAGACUUUGCUUCCUACAAGAAACUGUCCUAACCCACCCAGGCUCAUAGCUUUGCUGGGCCUCAGUACCCUGCAUGUCUGAUGUGUCACUGGUUUCUCAUCGUUUUCUUUGUCCGAUUCCUCUAUUGGAUAGCUGACUUUUUGAGGUCAGGGAAGCAAUCAUAUCUGUCUUUCACGAAUGAACCCGUCAGCAAAGCAAAAUGUAACACUAUUAUAUGUAUUGCAAGCUAUUCACAGUGUUAAAUGAGAAUAGUAAGGAAGCAGAGUACUGAGUGUACAUCAUACAAGAGAUGACAGGCAAAGACUCGUUUAAGAGAAUGCUGUCAUAGAAGAUAGGACAUUUGGAAUGGGUUGUGAGUUAGGGGAUAUUUUGAGGAACUACAUUGUUUUCGAUAAUUAUUGUAGUUGUGUACUAGGUAAUGUACCAGGACUUGAGGUUGUAUGGAUCCUACUUAGCAUAUUGAUUAUCACUUAUGAACAUAGGUGUUUCCCAAGAAGAGUUGAGCAGUUUUGUCUAUUUUACUUUGUAAUGCUUUGUGUUGGGGGUGUGGGGUCAGCAGUGAACAGAUGAUAACAGCAUGGUAUCAGUGGCAGUCAGAGGACAGCCCCAGAUGUCAGUCCUCUCUACCCUGAGCCAGGGUCUUUAUUGCUAGUCUCAGCAGUGCACACACAGGCUAUUGGGCCAGCCAAUAUCUGGGGCCCCCAGCCUCCGCUCCCAUCUCACUGUGUCAGUCCUGGUAACACAGAUUGCUCGACCACACCCAGCUUUCCUUGGGUUCUGGGGAUUCAAACUCAGAUGCUCACAUUUGCACCCCAACCCCCUUCCCUACUGAGUCAUCUCCCCAACCACUGCCCUGUGAUUUCCUAAGAAGCAACUAUUGCUCUCAAGCUUUAUCUAAAACUCAACUUGAGCUUUAGUGUAAGCCCAACCAGAACGUAUUAGGGAAUAAUACUAUCCCAGGAUUCAGGGAAGUUACCUGGUUUUAGUAACAACUAGGUCUUAAAAUUCUCUUUGCCAUUCAGAAGUAGCUUCAUAAAGUCUUUAAAAUGGUAUGUUCAUGCAGAAGUUGCAGCAGGUUAAUUUUUAUAGUUUGCAGUACUUGUUAAAUCAGUUCAGAGCUCUGUUAAUUAUAACCUGUAGAUCUUACUCAGGCUGUAUGAAGAGUUAAAUAGAAGGCUAUGAUCUUACCCUCCUCCCAUUCCUAUACUGUAAGAGACAAAAAUAAUCACACCUCUGUUGCACUCAGAAUAAAAAUAAAUACUUCAUCACUGUCUGACAAUGCAUUUUAAGUAGAAAAACACCAAAAUGCUAGUUUUUAAAAAUGCCAAAGCUAUGUGUGUGUCCCCUUAGAUGAAAGUUUUUAAUUAUGUAAGUGCCGAGUGAUUUUGAUUUUCUUCAGACGUACUGUAACAUGUGUUGUUUUUGGUUCUGUUUUUGUUUUUGUUUUUAAAUCAAGGCUCAGCUUGCUAAGGUCUUGAAGCAUUUCUUGUCAUACAUAAAAAAGUUUAAAAUUACAGAUAAUAGACUUGCACAUUGCUAAAUUUGGGGGGGUUCUUUCCAACAGUACCACCAAUACUAUUUGAAGGUAUAUUAACUAUGAGGUAAAGGUUUUAUUAUGUGUGGAAAUCCUUUGCUUUCAAGGGUAAACCUUUUUUUUUUUUUUUUUUUUUAAUCACCUACAUUAAACCUUGGCCCAAGCUAACCUCAAGCAAAUAAUGAUCACUCCUGAGUUAGUGGCUCUCUCCCUGAAUUUCUUUUCUUUUUUUUUUUUUUCAGAGUUUGAGGUACUUGCCUUUUUUUUUUUUUUUUUUUUUGCAUUUUUAUUAGAUAUUUUCUUCAUUUACAUUUCUUUUUUUUUCCGUAUUUUCCUCAAUUACAUUUCCAAUGCUAUCCCAAAGUUUUAGAAGUAAAUGUUCAAACCAAAGCGUAGAACAAACCGUAGCCCAGACAGGAUGCUUUGUUUUGUAUAGCAUUGCCAGGCCACAACCUCCCCUGGCCAUUCAGGCGUUAUCUGUGGUUGAUUCUGCAGUCUGAGGGCUGUGGAGAUGUCCUCACCACCUGAGAUUGGCUCAUGGCAAGGAGAUGCCUUCCAGAAGGAACUCCUAAAGAGGAGGAUGUGGGAGGAGCUCACCUGGGUGCUGCAGGUGCAGGUGCUGUUGCUGAGACCUUGAAAGAGGGAAAGAGUUCUGCCACCUGGGCUCACAUAACAAAAGACUCUUCAUUGGCUCACAGAUGCUGGCUAUGCAGAGCAGGCAGGCUAACAAUGGCUAAAAUGUGCUUGUGUGGGAUAAUUUUGACGUCAUUGGUGUGUAAAACUUGAAUUCCGCAUCAGUCUCGACCUGUGGAGGGUAAUCCACCCAGCGACCUGCACAUGGCCCCAUAUAGUGACAGAGAAGGAUGGCGGUUUUUGGAAAGAUUGUCAGUGUCUUGGUUUAGGAGUUCAGAUUUCACAGAGACAGCCAUUCUGCCAGCAUUGACACGUGUGCAUUCCUCUCGUCCUUCAUGUGCUCCAGUCGCACUCUGCUGAUUGAUGGUCCAGUGGAACUUAAAAGAGGCCUGCAGAGGCAGGAGAGGCAUCUUUUCCUAUUCAACGAUCUGUUUGUCUCAGCCAAAAUCAAAUAUAACAACAACUUUAAGAUAAAGAAUAAAAUAAGACUAACUGACAUGUGGACAGCUAGCUGUGUGGAGGAAGUGGGAGAAGGCAACAUGAAUGCUCAGAAGUCCUUUGUCCUGGGCUGGCCCACCGUGAACUUUGUGGCUACUUUCAGUUCUCCAGAACAAAAGGACAAAUGGCUGUCUCUCCUUCAGAGAUACAUCGCUCUAGAAAAGGAGAAAGACUACCCGAAGAGCAUCCCCCUCAAAAUCUUUGCCAAGGACAUUGGAAACUGUGCCUAUUUUAAAACUAUAACAGUGAUGAAUUCAGACACAGCGAGUGAAGUUAUCAACAUGUCACUGCAAAUGUUAGGAAUAACUGGCUCUGAGAGAGAUUACCAACUGUGGGUAAAUUCUGGAAAAGAAGCGGCACCGUACCCACUCAUUGGACACGAGUAUCCUUAUGGAAUUAAAAUGAGCCACCUCCGAGACACUGCCCUUCUGACGCAGGGAUCAAGAGACUCUGCCAGCCCAUCCCAGCUCCAAGAGCCUUUCCUCAUGGAGCAGCUGCCCCGCGAGAUGCAAUGCCAGUUCAUCCUGAAACCUACCCGCCUGGCGACAGCCCAGCAACUGAGCGAUUCCAGCCAGAAGACAUUUAAAAGGAGGCGCUCUAUCAUCAACUGGGCUUUUUGGCGGGGUUCUAGCACACACCUGGACAACCUGCCCAUGUCACCAACAUCCCCUAUGCCAGGACAGCUCUUUGGAGUUUCUUUACCAGAUCUUUGUGAGAACGACAAUCUGCCAAAGCCUAUCUUGGAUAUGCUUUCCUUCCUUAACCAAAAAGGCCCCCUCACAAAAGGCAUCUUCAGGCAGUCGGCCAACAUGAAAUCUUGCAGAGAGCUAAAGGAGAAACUGAAUUCUGGAAUCGAAGUCCACCUUGACUGUGAAUCCAUCUUUGUGAUAGCAUCUGUGUUGAAGGAUUUUCUGAGAAAUAUCCCAGAAAGUAUCUUUUCAUCAGAUCUAUAUGAUCACUGGGUCUGUGUAAUGGAUCAAGGAAAUGAUGAAGAAAAAAUAAAUAUAAUUCAAAGGCUAUUAGAUCAGCUUCCCAGAGCCAAUGUUGUUUUCCUAAGGUAUCUGUUUGGGGUAUUACACAACAUUGAACAACAUUCCUUGUCUAAUCAGAUGACUGCAUUUAACUUAGCAGUGUGUAUCGCUCCAAGCAUUCUUUGGCCUCCUGCUUCCUCCAGUCCAGAGCUAGAAAAUGAAUUUACAAAAAAGGUUUCUCUUCUUAUACAAUUUCUGAUUGAAAACUGCUGUAGGGUAUUUGGAGAAGAAAUCGCUUCUCUCUUGGGGGAGCUUUCGGAGAGAAGCGACAGAGAACACACCCCAGAUAUAACUUGCUUCCAAAUGAACGACUCCUCCUAUGACAGCUUGGAAAACGAGCUCAAUGAGGAAGCUGAUGCUCCAUGCAGUGACCUGGUCAAAAAGCUUGGCCAGGGUAGCAGGAGCAUGGACUCUGUCUUAACCCUCAGCGACUAUGACCUUGAACAGCCUGAGGUGGAAGGCCUCUUAACCCUGAGCAACUUUGACUUAGAUCAGUCUAAAGAGGAGCACAUUCCGAUAAAGCCACCUCUGGAGCCCAAGCCAGUGAAUGUUUUCGUAGGCUACAGGAAGGUUUCACUAGGGGAGCACGCUAGGGCCCCAGCUGGCCCAGGCACACUCAGCUGCCUGCCUGUGGCUGCAGCAGAUGCCCCGAAAGUCCUGCGGCGGCACCGGCGCUCCUCAGAACCCAGCAUUGACUAUCUAGACACAAAGCUUUCCUAUCUCCGGGAGUUUUACCAGAAAAAGCUGCGCAAGUCCAGCUGCGAUGCUGUCCUCUCUAGAAAAGAUGAAGAUUACCUGAAGCAGACCCAGCCUCAGAAGAAAGGGGAUAAGGUGUGUCUUAAACAGAGUUCAGUGACAGGCACUGACGUCAGCAAGAGAAACACAGCUAAUGAAAACAUUAAGAAGAAAAGCUUGUCUGGUCAUGAAGGAACUCAAGUGACACUUUUUACUAAGUCCAAGCCAGUACCCAUCUCUGUGGCAUCUUACAGCCACGGGUCCUCCCAGGAUCAUCCCAGGAAGCAAGCCUUUGAUGCAGACCCAUGCCGGUUCUCCCCACCACACCUAACAGAUGCCCAAAAGAGCUCAAGGGUGCAACAUCGGCGCUGUUCAGAACCCAGCAUAGAUGACCAGAACUACAAGCUGUCCUAUCUCAGGGGGAUCUAUUCAAUGAAACAAAAUAAAGCCAGCUGUGAGGCUGGCCUCUUGCAUGGGGAGGACGACUAUCUCAGAAGGCAUAAGUCUUUGCAAAUCGAGGGCCAAAAGCUUAUUAAUCAGAGUUUGGUCAUGGGCAUUGAGGUGGGCAAGAGCAGCAGCUCUCACCAAAGCACUGAGAAGGUUUUGCCCCCAAGACUAAACCUUUGCCCAAGGGCAAGCUAUUCAAGCUUAUCUUCUCCAGGCUCGUCCCCAUCCGGCUCCUCUGUAAGCUCCCAGGACAGCGCUUUCUCUCAGAUCUCUGAACACUCCGUGUUUACGCCCACCGAAACCUCCUCACCAAUAGAUUGCACUUUCCAGACACAAAGAAAACAAGAAGAGCUGUCUUCAGACUUUGACAGUCCCAGCCGCCUUUCCGGAAUGCCCGGUCCCUCCAUGGGUCAGGCCAGCAGCCACCUAGCUUAUUUAAGAAAGGGUACCACGGAGCAGCCAUCACAAAUGCAUUCUGUAACCCUUCACCCCAGUGCGUGGUUGAGAAGUGGCUUGGUCACUUUAAAAAACUGGUCCCUCAAAAAGAAAACAAAAGCAGCCAGACCAGAAGACAGGAAAGUCUGUUCCCUGAAAGAGCCUCUGGAGUUGCCGUCAUGUGCUUCCGGUACCCCAGAGGCUGACUCUCUACAAGAGAGUCAGGAUGACUUACAGGGAGAUGAAGGACCUGGGCAAACAGCCUGUGGAUUCAGUUCUUAUGCCUGUCAGGACUCAGAGCAACAUGCCGGCUCUCCAUUCCACCUGGCAGAAAGCAGACUCAAGCCUUGUAUGAAGUUAUAUAAGGGAGAAGAGAGUGGAGGGCAGUACCCUUGUGAUAACCCUUGGGAAGGAGCCUCUUCAAGUCUGGAGACCACGGAGGAUACAGCCAACCCAGGUGCAGAACCUACAACAUUUGCGAUGACGGGGACAGAUAUUUAACCAAAGACCGUUACCUACAAUAAGAAUCUGAUAUCAAAAUAAUCCAAUGUCUUUAAGAACAGGAACUGGGCCAAUAAAAACACAGACAGUAAUUAGAUAACCCCAUUUAUAAGGUGCCUGAGGGCAUGUAGCACAAGGACAAUCACUGCUAAUAUGGUAAUUUCUUUGUUGAGAUUAUGUGGCAGAAAUUUGUUGAGACGUUACAUGAUCUAAGGUUUUGGAAGGCUUUUCCUAUUAAAGCAUGGGUUAAGUCCUUUCCUGAGAUUUUCAGAUACUGAUAGAAGGGUAGAGAAGUGUCCUCUGUAGAAGAUGCCUGUUCGUGUCAGCAGUCUAAGAGUUCAGGUGUUUUGAGAAGACCAGAGUACUUUAAAUGCAGCAUCGGUGACACAUAGAGAAGAGUGGGAGAGAGAAGCCAUCUUUAUGCCAUGGAAUAAGUAGGCAAGAAAAGGGGGGCCACUGAGCCACUCAGAAAAGCAUGUAUGCUCACUAAGGAAAUCAUGUAAAAUCUGUCCCUAAAGCCAAGUCAGUGGCCAUUUCUGUGGCUGUUCUUAGUCACAUAUCUUCACUGGGUCAUUUUUGGGACCAGCUCGUUGAUGAAGGCAGAGUAGAGAAAACUAGUGGGUAAAGUGCCAUGGGUGCUGGGACAACACAGCCUGUAAUCGGGCAGCUCGGUUGGUUUUUGUUGUUGUUGACUUUCUCUUAGGGUUGAGUGCAUUCACAUGUAUCUUUCUGAAAUGGAGAUACAAAGACAAGGAAGGAAGAGUUUGCCCCAUUUUAGUGUCCUACCCACAGUCCCUAUGCAACUGUGUUCUGGGAAUGUAACGUAUCCCUACAUAAAGGAACCUGCUGAUAGCAUGCAUCUCAUAGCGCAGAAGAAUAGCCACAUAAUAAUUAGGGAAAUUACUCUCGAGGUCAGUUUUCCCUGGCUGACUAAUCUCAGGGGCAAGACUUCAGAGAAACAAGAGAUGCUGGAGUUGGUAGCAGCCAUGCAAUGGUAUUGUGCUGUGAUCAGUAAGUGUGUGCAGAGAUGUACCCAGAUCAGGAAGCUGGGUCCUGCAGUACAUACAGUAUAUUACAGAAAGUGGCCUCUCUUUCUUAGACCUAAUGGCCAGUUGCCAUGUGACACUUGUGUGCACAGAUAUACCCAGAUCAGGAAGCUGGGUCCUGCAAUACAUACAAGAUAUUACAGAAAGUGGCCCCUCUAACUUAGACCUAAUGGCCAGUUACCAUAUGACACUUCUCUAUAUAAGUCAUACUUUUCUCAUUUUGAAAAAUGGCAGUUUCCUGCAACAGCUCUCCCUUCUUGGUUCCACAAGCAGUAUUUAUCAAUAUGGCGUCUCUGUGGAAUGUUUCACUGUAGCCCUUCCUGUUAGAUUACAGUCAGCCAAGAGGAGACAAGGGACAGCUGUUAAUUAUUCUUUCAUUCUACAGAUUGUUCCCGAUUUGAGAUUGGCAGACUGUAAGAUUAUUGAGGAGAACACAAUGACAUUGCUCUUGGGUGGUCUCUGAUGGCCACUGCCUUUGGGUUUUCUUGCUGAAGUUCUCCACUUUUUCCAAAUGAUUUAUAGUUUAUAAAUAUUCAAGUUUAGACCCUGGCAGUUUAUCAUAGACCUUUGUCCUCUCUCUCUACCUUCAAGGCUACAUCAGUAUGUCUUCCUUCCACAGCCAGAAUGUAAUGGAAGGAUACACCCUAAGAUAGAUGCGCAUCUUCCUUCAUUUGAGCUACUCCCCUAGUCCAAAAGUUUCCUAAAGUCUAUGUGAUCUCUUGAAUCCCUGUUUAAAAAAAAAAAUCCACUCAAAAAAUAGCUUAUCCCAAAUUAUUAUUCCUACCAGUCACCAGGAAACUCGUGGCAGAUGUCUCCUUCUCCUAAAGAUCACAUUGUCAGUUAUAGGGUAAGGACUUAUAUCAGUAUUAAAUAUUGAAGUGCCACCUACCUCUCAGGCAUGGCCCUGUUUACCCUAAUCAUAAUUAACUUUCAAACUCUGUGUCCAGUGAGCUCCUUCAUGACACUUGCAAUCUCAACCAGAUGUAACCAACCACUUCCAUAUGAAGACUCCUCCAUGCCCUCCAUAUCUUUUGUGGUAUUAGUAUAUAAAGUUGGCAGAUCAACGCUUCCCUUUAGAGCAUACUACUGUCAGAACUGCAAGAUGUGAAUGAAGAUCUUAUGGCUUAGAUUGUCUCUCUGUAAGAAAUGUCUCCUAAACAAAGUAAAGUGUCCUGGCUUUUCUCUCCCCACCUCCUUUCAUAAUGGCCCAGUAGAAAAAAUCAUCCACUGAGUUUGAAGCAUAGAAGAAAAUAGCUGGUAAGGCUCUCUGCCAACCAUUCUGACUCUGUUUCCUUAGAUGCUCCCAGGAUACUUAAUGUGAAUAGUCUGUUAAUAUUGCUGUAAAGUAUUGUAUGAAGACAGACAUGUCAUUUUAUUAGACUCCAUCAAUCUAUAAUAUAUUAGACUGAUUCUUUAUCUCAAAUGCGAUGAGUUUGUAUAAUAUAUCUUGACAAAUUUUAUUACCGUGUUAUGUAACAAAUGUGUAUUUUUGUACCUUGCAGAAACUGCUGCUAACUUUUAAAUUGUUUGGUUUUUCAAGGCACUGAAAAUGGACAUGUACCAAGUCCAUGCUGUCAAAUAAAAUGCCACCCUGCAGCUAACAGUCCCACAGAGAAAUACUGACUGCCGAGGAGAGUUCUUUCACUCAGCAAGCCUGAGCUCCCUUUGAGUUGACCAUUUCAUACAUAAUGAGUUGUGGCCUUAAGUUUUUACUCAUAGUUUUUCUAGGGGAAAAGGAGUGAAAUUGUUUUUCCUUUUUAUAUUUUUAAAUCUCGUUUAUCAAACAAGUUAUGUUUUAUACCUAGCCGUUCCCCUUUUGUCAGAAAUUGUGUUUUUUCAUUGUAUUCCCGGAGUGAUGCAGACAAGUUUGUCCACAUGCCAAAAGAAAUAACAGCUCACUUUGAUUGCAUGUAUGAGAUUUUCUUUCACAUUUAGGCCAUUCUGACAAAAGGACCAAGUUGACUUUCUACACAUACCAGGAUAUCUGUUCUUUGAUGUAUGACAGUUUCCCAAGACUACUGUAUCUCCUGACUUCUUGAGGUUUAUCAAGCAGUCUCUGUAUAAAUCUAACUACUAUUUCAAAGGGAUUUAUAACCUAGAAAAACUAGAUUUGCUCCAGCCAGGUGGAAAGGACAAAUCCACUUUGACAAAUGUUACUAAUUGUAUUUCUACAAUGUAUAAACACACACACACACACACACACACACACUAAAUUCUAUCCAAAUUUUAGAGAAACAAAUUUACUUUUAAUGAGGACUCGAUCUUAUGUUAAUAACUAUCUUCUUUAUAGUCUACUUAGCAGGUCAUAACACUGAAUCAGAAGGUUCUAAUUUGUCAACUCAAGAACAAGCUUUUUUUUUUAAUUACUCCCAGUAAAUUUUAUACUGUGAAUAAUAAAUUUGGGUAAAGCAUU
This is a messenger RNA of Mus musculus (house mouse), 11507 nucleotides long. It is a transcript of the gene Arhgap20, whose product is annotated as Rho GTPase activating protein 20. Gene Ontology annotation, biological process: regulation of small GTPase mediated signal transduction; signal transduction; regulation of Rho protein signal transduction. NCBI's taxonomy places the organism in Eukaryota, Metazoa, Chordata, Mammalia, Rodentia, Muridae. The transcript has 14 exons. Gene Ontology annotation, molecular function: GTPase activator activity. The coding region runs from base 4737 to 8048 and encodes 1103 amino acids. The record is from RefSeq and is a predicted model, not a curated record.